AUGACCAACCCACAAGACAAUCCUGGAACUCCUCCACCAUCCACUCCCUCUAAUUCAUCUACACCUCCUCCACCUAGUACAUCUCCCAAACCCAGGCUGAAAAGGGUGAAAAUAUUUGCUCGAAAAACAAUAGCAUCUGGGGCUCUCAGAAAGAAAUUAAAUGAGAAAUUAAAGGCAAGCCAGGCCCAAGACUAUGACUCCAACUCUGAUUCUAAGUCAUACAAAUCCGCUAGUGAGGGGGAAGGAUUUGGGUCUUCUGACUCUGAAAAGACUCAAGACUCCCCUUCUAAGGUGAUUUCUUCUAUAUCUGAAAAUCUAGAAACUAGGUUUGUUCUGGUUGGGUCUAUUAAGGAUGUAGAAUUACCUGAGUUACGAAGGAGUGGAGAAAGGGUAGAAGAGAGUGGCAAGAAGUCAGGGGGAAGUGGUUCUGGUGAAGCUGCUGAGGGGCUGGUUAAUCUAAGCACACAGGGAGAUGAACCUAGUUCAUCUACUAAAGAGACCCUAACAAACCUGCUGAAAAAGGUUGGGGCAAGCUAUUAUCCAAAGAAACAAAGAACUCCCACACCGAAGGACCCCAGUGUUCCUAAACCCUCCAAGAAAAGAAAGUCUCCAUCCCCAACAACUACUGAAUUUUCAUUGCCAAAGGGUAGGGCUACAAGAAGCAGGGUGAAGUAG
Nicotiana tabacum (common tobacco) is the source of this 675-nucleotide messenger RNA. NCBI's taxonomy places the organism in Eukaryota, Viridiplantae, Streptophyta, Magnoliopsida, Solanales, Solanaceae. The record is from RefSeq and is a predicted model, not a curated record.